Cordyceps fumosorosea ARSEF 2679 is the source of this 1956-nucleotide messenger RNA. RefSeq lists its product as hypothetical. The record is from RefSeq and is a predicted model, not a curated record. The coding region runs from base 1 to 1956 and encodes 651 amino acids. The transcript has a single exon. Lineage: Eukaryota; Fungi; Ascomycota; Sordariomycetes; Hypocreales; Cordycipitaceae.
AUGCAUUCCGAACCGCCACGGAGGCGCUUCGCGCCCGAGCCGAUUGAGACAACGUAUAAAUCCCACCGUACGGCACCUCCGCCGGCCCAGGGCAUCCGCGUUGGUCCAAACCCCGAACUGACUCCGGAACCGUCGCCGCGUUCACUCUCCCCGGCGUCGGCAUAUCCUCGCAUCAGACGACGCUUUGCCCCCCAGUUGAUUGAAACAUCAAGAAGGAGUCACCGCGUGGGAGAUCCGGGUCCCGCAACACGCCCUACCGACAAGACCGACAUCACUCCCUAUACCAAUCACAUAUACACCGCAAAGGCCAGAUCCAAAAAAAGGCACGAUGGUGUCAUAGCCGAGGAGGAGACGCUGCAUCGCAAGCAGCCAACUCGGAGAGAAACCGAAGAGGAGGAGGUGAAGGAAUAUUUACUCGAACUCGCGGCAAAGGAGGCGGAGAGGCAGAUACAGGAAGACGCUCUCGCCGCGUUCCCCAACAGCCAUGCCCGUGAGGGUGGUGUCGCCCAUUUUUACUUCCGUGAUGGCUCGAGCAGCGAGGAGUCCCCAGGCAUGAGCCCGGCUGAAGACGAGCGUGGCAGGCGUCGCUUGCGAAGGAAAACGUCGAGCCUCGACUUGAAUUGGUGGCAGAGGCACAUGCAAGAGCAUGCAGAGAAGUUGGCUUACGAGAGGGAAGAUGCUGAGGAGGAAAUCAACAGGUUCGAGGACAUGGACAUGACAUCUGACUCCGAGCUGGACAAGAUGGACCUAACGGUACCACCCGAUGCAAUGUGGACCACAAGCCGACGUGCAUCGCUCGGAGACAGUCGAGAUUCUGCAAGUGAGCAGGCCGAGGCAAGGAAAUGGGCAGCCGCUAAGGAAAGCGAAGCCCUACAUGUAUUACGGGGCCCCGCCCCCGAAUCGACCACCAUCCACGACCAAUCUCAACUUCGUGCACAGCACCACCUACAACAUCAACCACUACAAAAGCAGCACGAGCAGCAGCAGGCACCGCCGCAGCAGCACCAGCAACCAGCAAAUGCGUCUGCCAUCCGUCGUCAGCACGAUCCCUUUGGCCGCCCCUUUGCUGCCCUCGGCAUACGGCCCGACGCUGCGCAUUUACAGCGCAUCCGCAAGUUUGUGUCGCCUCCAAUGCUGGGAAAGGAGCUCAACUUUCGCAAGUGCCCCUCGCCCAAGCAAACGAAGCUCGAGACAGACCACUCGUUUGUCCUCUCACAAAAUGCAAAACAGGAUCGGGACUUGUCGGGCAAAGGUGGCCUGUGGAGGGGCUACUGCUGCAGGUCGGAAUCCACCGGCGGCUACCUGGUCCCGGCGGAGCUGCACCCGCCAGCCAUGAUGGCGACGCCGCGGACGCCGGGAACUCCCAAGGAGUUAUUCGUGCACGAAGUCGACUGCGUCUUAGCAGUGACCGACGAACCCGCACAUCUCUGGGAUGCCGCCGCUGCUGCGGAGUCGGCCGGCGCCAGCGGCAACGGCAGCCUGCCCGGGACGUGCGCACCCGCCCCCGCCCCGGGGACAGCCGAGCGCCGGCUCCGCAGCGGCGCGCCCAAGGGCCUGCACAUGCUGCAUGGGCUCGAUGAGCGGCUGCAGCAGGAAAAGGCGCGCGCCGAGCGCGACGACAAGAUUGCGCUCGAAUUUGGCGACGAGUUCGUCACGCAGGUGUACAACUACCUGUCGCUGGGAUACCCGGCCAUGGCGCGCUCCUUUGACGAGGAGCUGGCCAAGAUUAGCCGCGUCAGCGUCGCGGAGCUGUGCCGUGACGACGACCAGCAGCUCGCCAAGGGCCACAUGCUCGAGAUGCGCCUCGACGACGAGACGCCCGAGGAGGCGCGCUGCCCGCGCUGGAGGGCCCUGCGCGUGUACAUUCUUGAGUGGGCAAGGCAGCACCCGGACCUCGACAACUUGAACCCCCUGGCGUGGGGCGUCCACGAGCGGCGAGGCAGCUGGGCCAUCUAA